GCGACGUCGUCCCCAACGUCAGCGACAUCUUGGCCCUAACGGUUUUCCGGGGGUCGCCGAGCAGCUCUCCAUCAGGCCGUCACGGCCGCCUUCAGGACCGACCCCACGCCGUCUGUUUUCCGCUGGCUGUUGCAGAAUGGCCGAUACCGAAUUUGAGGAAUUUCGACACUAUUUCGAGAGGCUUCCGCAGCAUCUCAAGGCACCACUUUCUAAUUACACGCUCGUUCACGAUGUGAUGAUAGACGAUUCACCGACCUCGUCGCAGGAUAGCGACCCAGAGGUUGAGAGAUCUUGCGAUGGAGUCGCAGGCGAUUCCGAGGACGAGGAAGUGGUGGUCAUUCAUCGGCACGAGAAUCAGAGCGGACACACUUCCGGUGAUGAUAGCGAAGAUCUCGAUCACAACUGUUCCAUCGUCGCUGAUAGCGACUUUAGGUUGGUAACAUCCUUGUUCGGUGGACUGAGCAGCAGGGGUCGAUCGGCAGGCGUCGGUGGACCAGGCCCUGGUGGAGGUAGCACUGCCGGAACCGGUAACGGUGGUAGAGAUAGCGUAGUCAGCGACGUCGGGGAUUCCUGUUCCAGUCUGAGUUCCUGGCCCACACCUGAACAUGUACCCUCGAAUCGUCCUGGAAGUGGUAGCACCGAGCGCAGACGUCGGAGAUUACCGGAAAUUCCUAAAACGAAGAAAUCUCUGCCUAUCGGUCAGACGUCUAUGCAGUCGUCAUCGUCUCUGGCAGACGAAUUGAAUGCAGCAACUGGUUCGAGUUCUAGCCGGCCGCAUUUAGUCUUACGAAAAUGUCACUCGAGGCUUCGUCAUGAGGAUAGUUCACCUGACAGCGAGCGAAUGGCUACUGACAGUGGUCAUUCCACUGCUCAUUCGCCGGAAAAUGGACCGAAAAGUGUGUCGCCGAUUCCCUGUAACACGUUGCAGAACACUGACUCUGUUUCGCCGAGUAGUACACCAGGAAGCGGUGGUGUGCCUUUUACUCAAUUAGAGCUGUUGGAGGCGACGCAUCGAGGAUUGCACAAAUUCGUACCAAGACAUCAUGAUGAGAUCGACCUCGAAAUCGGUGAUCCUAUUUACGUUCAGAAAGAGGCUGAUGAUCUAUGGUGUGAAGGUGUGAAUCUGAGAACAGGUCGCCAAGGUAUCUUCCCCUCGGCUUACGCGGUCGACAUGGAUUACAGUGACUUUGAUCCCUCGGCGCCGAAGGUGAAGAGGGAAAGAUACCUUCUUGGUUAUUUGGGAUCUGUGGAGACAUUGGCGCAUAAAGGCACUGGUGUCGUUUGUCAAGCAGUUCGAAGAAUUGUCGGAAACUCGCAAGAAUCUCCCGUUUCACAAAGCUGUAUCUUGGAAGUGUCCGAUCAGGGUCUUCGAAUGGUCGAUAGAAGUAAACCACGGAAGAAUCAAGGACCCUGUCACGAUUAUUUCUACUCGCUUAAGAAUGUUUCAUUUUGCGCGUUUCAUCCUCGCGAUCAUCGCUACCUCGGCUUCAUCACGAAGCAUCCUACCUUGCAAAGGUUCGCUUGCCACGUUUUCAUCGGUCAAGAAUCUACGAGGCCCGUUGCCGAAGCCGUCGGGCGUGCUUUCCAUCGGUUCUACACGAAGUUCAUCGAGACUGCUUUCCCGAUAGAGGAUAUCUAUAUCGAAUAGAUUGUACUGCUGGCCUGUCGUAUAGCGGCUACGGAGGAAAAGAUAAAUCUCACAUUCCUUUGUCCCUUGUACAUACUGCCCUUAGUUGUAGAUAUUAUAAAAGAAAAAUGAUAGACGCGAAUCAAACACCCAAUUUAUGUACAUAUACAUAUAUGCAUAUACAUGUACACAUAAGUACUUACUUGUAUGUAGAACUAUAUGUAUGUACAUAUAUCUGUAUGUAUCGAGCAAUUUCGGGAAGCGUCACGUCGGGACCGAUUAUUCAAUGCCGUCUAUUGUUUCCACAUAUUCAAUUUAUUAUUUAUAUUUCUUGUUUUUUUAUUAAUUAUUAAAUUUAAUCUAUUAUUUAUAUAUUUCUUAAUUUAUCAAUUCUACAGAUCUCGACCGCUUUCCAUUAUCUCAUCCAUCAAUCCUGCCUUCAUCACUUUCCAUUUAUGCACGAAUCAAUCCAUAGUUCCUGUGAGGCAAUUUCAUUAGUCGCGAAAUCAUUUUUCCUCGCUUUCAUUACUUUUUGUUACUACGAUGGGAUGCGGCGACUUAAACUCCGAGUGAAAAAUCUUUAAUAUUUGAAUAACGUACACUAAUUACUUACCAGAUAAGAAUUAAUCGUUAACCUUUCGAUCCUUCGACCAAAAUAUCCGUAUAGCGACACAUAGAACGAGACAAAACCGACAAUAGUGUGGAUCGUUCCAACAUUUUAUUUCAGAAUAAAAAAAAUGGUAGCGAACAAAAUUUCAGUUUGAAUUUCUUUUGUCGUGCGCGUGUAGAACGACCGAUUCAUUGCUUUCAACCGUAUAAACCUUUCGAAUUUGCUCCGAAUUACGUUUAAAUCGUGGCAACGAAAGAAUAUCGUUUUCUUCAAAAAAGAAAAGGAAACGAUCUCCAAACGCGCCAAGAGAUAUUAUUAUCGUAUCGUAUUUAGAGACACGUCUAUUUUUCUAUCUUUCUUUCUGAAAGAAUCGUUAAUUAUAGAUUGCGUUGUAAACGAUAAGGCUUUAACGUUUUACGAUCUUAUUCGAUUCCGCGACCUUCGGAUGAUUCGAAUCGCAAAACGACGAUUGAAACGCACAUUGGCCUCCCUGAAUCUUGAUUAUUAUUAUCGAUUGUACUGCGUUACAGCGUUUCGCGAACUUUCAUGCAGUACGAAUCAAAUCGCACGCACCGAACGAUAAAAGGUCGAUCUAUAAAUAUAAACAAUGAAUAAGAAUGAAAGGUAUAUAUAAAACGGUCGCGAUUAUUAAUUUGUACCAUAUUUAUUAUAAUGUUCGAUCGUGAGUCUCAUGAUAAGUCUCGUAAUUCGAAAAUUCUUCGACAUCCUUCGACGUAUCGCUUUUGUCAACGAAAAUACUCUUAGAUUGGUGCAUAUGAAAUGUCGUUGAUGGGAUAACCCAUUAAAUUUUGUCUUAUUGCCAAUUAUCAACUACAAAUAAGAAGAGGAAAUUUAUUAUAAAUCAAGUAUAUGUAACGUUAAGACGAUUUACAUAUUUAAAACAUUACAACCUUAUUAUUGGCCGUCACGAAUAAUUAUAAUAUUCGUAUAAUUUUCUUAUAUACCAUGAAAGCUACUGUAUACAUAUAUGUAUUUAGCAUUUGGAGAAGGACAAAGAUAUUCCCUAUUCCAUCUUGAAAGAAAUUGUAACAGCUUCAAGACCUUUUGAAUUUUAGAACUGAUAAUUCUCAUGAACCUAAAAUAAUAAAUAAUAGAUAAUGAAUCAUGUGGAAAUUACUUGGAUUAAAUAUGUGGUAUUUUGAAGAAAUUACAUAUUGUUAAAAUUUUAUUUGAAAAAAAAAACGACAUUUUAUAUGUAGCAACUAAUACAAUUACUAAUAUUGCUCUUUGAGUUUCUUUUUUUUCUGUAUAUGUUAAAAAUGAAUCAGUCUCGUUAUAGGUAUCAUUUAGUUUAGAUGAUUACGUGCUUGGGAUUUGAUCCACGCUGUACACGUAUUGAACAACUCAGUUACACACAGUAUGUUGAAUAAAAAUUGAGAGACAAACUGCAGUGCUUACUCAUUACUAAGAGACUCUUGUCUGCACCAUCGUCUAUCAAAUAUACGUGCCUUUGAUUGAGAUCGCCUCGAGUAUCGUGCCUUUACGAUUAUUUUCUCAUACAGGUACAAAUUAAUAUCAUCCGCGUGUGUAUAACUCAUUAUUACUUACUCUUGAAUUUUUUCAUGAACUGCAUCGUCAAGUUAGAAUAAAAAGGUGCGUGAUGCAAAAAACCAUACUUUGACUACAUUUAUGUCCGUUACCUUUAAAACUUGAUUAAAAAGAAACGUAGAUUUACUUGUGACAAAAGGAAGAAAAGGAAAUGUUACCGUUGAUCGUUUAUGGAAAGUGAAACCUAUAUUUAUUGUUCUAUCUUUCGAUUUGAAGUUUUUCGAUGUUUUCGUCGUCGAGAUAUUCGAUUGGGGAUUCGAUUGGAACCUUCGCUCGAUAAAAAAUCAUAAAUUAAGGUAUAGUUGCAACUUUUCAAUAGAUAAACAGAGGAAUGAAUCUUCGUUAUCGAUCGUGACUUUUUCUUUCUUUUUUUAUCUCAUGAGAGGUAAAUGGACAAAAUGCCUUGUUUACCAAGUUAUUUGCUCGAAAAGAACAUACACGCUUUGUUCGUUCGUGUAAUAUAAGUACGUACAUACCUACAUUGGAAGCGCUGGCCAAAUUGUUCUUUUCCGACAGUCAUGAUCUAAAUGAAUCCUAUAUACUUAGCAGAACUCUUUAUUUAUUUCUUAGUUAGAUGAAUGCUCAGAAGAAAAAAGCAAAGAAAAAAGAAACAGGAGAACAACAGAAUGUUUAAGAAUAGCAGAAUUCUAUGGGGACAAAUAAUGUGUUAUAAAGUAGCAGGAAAAUAAUCACAGUCCAGCAAGAACAUGAAGAAAUACUGUCAGUUAUGUUGACAGUGUUUAAUGUGAUAAUGUCUGUCUGUAAUAUUUUGCAGGGCGGCCAGUCUUGCAGUUAUUUUAAGAUCCUGUUAUGUAAUAAAUAUAAACUCAUCAUUUUAAAUAUUUUAUUAUCUUACUGUACUUUCUGUUUUGUUUUUAUUGAAACAAUUAAAUAUAUUCAGGAACGCAUAUUGAUUCUAUGAAAUAGACAGGACAUUAGGAUUAAAAUACAUAUUUGAACGAAGAUUGCAAUGCUUGCAAUUUUUUCAUAUAAUUUCUACAUAUAUUUUUUCCAGGCAGUAUUAUUUACAAAAAUGUUAUGCUUCCUACAAGUCUUGAUAAUUCAGUCUUGACACAAGUUAUAUGUGUACAUAUUUCAAUCGUUAUAAUAUUUCCGUAUUGAAUAUACUAAGAAUUUAUCUUUUUUUCAUCUCAUUAUUUAUGCUUCUCUAUAUAUGUGUUUUGUUUUUGUAUUAUCAUUUAAUCAUAUUUAAUUUAUUUGGAAACAGAAAUUAGGAAAUGAUUACUGCAAGAAUGCGAUCUACUGGAUAUACAAUCUUAAGAUCAAUUUUUAAUGCUAAUCAUGUAAACAAAAAGACAAAAAUUUAAUUUAAUCACGUUUAACAUCUUUUUUGUUUUAAUUUUGUUUCAUUAAACAGUGGAAAACGAGUCCCUCGAAAUUAAUGUUUGCAUACAUGGUAAACUCUUGUCUUUAUAUUCCUUCGUUUCAAUAUCUAUGCUGCACUGAACAACGCGACUGUAAACAUUUUUAUAAAUUUCUGCAUGAAUCUCCUCAUCGUGCACAGUAAUAUCAAUUCUUUCUCUCAAUUUGAAAAAACAGAGAAACGGAAUUCAGUUAUAUUUUCUAUCAUUCUUUGGCAAUCUACGAAGAGCUAUACACCUCCAAUAUUACAAGUUUCUUAUAAUUCUCAACACCUUGCUUUGAUUAUCAUUCACCAAUGUUAACAUAUUCGAAUUGAGUAUAAAUAUAUAUACAUAAAAACAUGGAUAUAAAAUUAAUAUAAAAGUAUUGAGGUCAUAUACAUAUAUGAAUGUGAAAGUACUUAAUAAAGAUAUACGAUAACUGUAAUUAAACAGUUAUAUAACUUUUAUUAUGCUUUCAUUUAAUGUGCAAAGUGCAGUAUAAUUUGGAGGCGCAUUUCUCUUCAAAGAAGCUCAUAAAAAGCGAAUCACAUUCGCAGGUAUCCUAAUAACUACGGCGAAAUUUACACAGUGUUCGAUAAGUUCUCGAGAGCACCGAAGUUAAAAGCUAAAUUAGCCUGUACAAUGAUUAGCUUGGUCGGUAAUUAAUUCUGUACACACAAUACGAAUGCAAAUAUAUGUGUCGUUUUUAUUUCAUUACAUAGUGAAAUGGGAAAAAGAGUAGGAACUAAUACUUCCAAUUUUCGUGUGAAAGUACAACUGUGCAAGCUUGAAAAAAAAAAGAAUAUAUAUAUAUAUAUUAUUAUAUUAUAUAUAUAUAUAUAUAAUCUGACAAUAGAAAACGACUCACAUAUUGCAUGAUGGAGAUUUUAAUUUAAAUUAUUAGUUCUCAGUAUUUCUAAAAAGUAAUGAUUAAUAUAUUACUAUGCGGUUACCUUACGCAGAAGCGUAAUACUGUCAUCAUAAAGUUUAACUUUCUUUUUUCUCCUUUCUUUCUCCUUUUCUCCUUCUUUCUCUCCCUCUCUCUAUCUCUCUUCUUCUUCGUUUCCAUUUUUACAAACAAGAUUACGGAGAGACGAUCGCUUUACAUAAAAGUUUUUGACAUUGCUUGCACAGGAUGCAAAUCAAUAUUGUAUUUCGACCAUACAAUAAUUCGAAAAUUGUCAUUUUACUUGUAAAGAUAUAUGUAUAGAAAUGUACAAGAAGGAUGUAUAACACAAUCGUGUUGAAUUGUGCUAUGUUAUCUUACAGAAAGAAAUUGUAAAAAUCACUAAUGUGCAAACAGCAGAGUAUAAAAUAUAAUAAAGGUAGUAUUUACAGUA
Messenger RNA from Bombus terrestris (buff-tailed bumblebee), 6510 nucleotides. It is a transcript of the gene Aplip1, whose product is annotated as JNK-interacting protein 1. Lineage: Eukaryota; Metazoa; Arthropoda; Insecta; Hymenoptera; Apidae. Gene Ontology annotation, biological process: regulation of JNK cascade. Gene Ontology annotation, molecular function: protein binding. The coding region runs from base 137 to 1648 and encodes 503 amino acids. Gene Ontology annotation, cellular component: cytoplasm. The record is from RefSeq and is a predicted model, not a curated record. The transcript is spliced from 8 exons.